UAUUCAUUACCCUGUAAAAAUCUGGUGGAGUCGCAUAUAUACUGGUAUAGAUUUGGUAAUAAAUUCCUACCGGAUUUGUAGUAAGUUCUCUCUGAGUAGUAAAUUUUUCAUUAUUACAGCCUUACUAAACGGUAAUGUUCGUUGUGUCCAGAGUCGGUGCAAUGUACCCCGGCCAGUAAUAAUUUAAUACCAGUUUGUAGACCUUCGUAUCAAUUUUUCUUGAUCAAAUCUGUCAUAAAUGUUGCCUACAAAAAUUUCCCCUGAAGUUAUUCCAAAUGGGGAUCAGUUCUCAGUUGAACUUGACCCAAUCAGACUUUUGGAAAAAUUAGAAAAUAAUUUUGCUCAAAAUGUUAAUCCGAAAAUUUUACCGAUUCACGAUUGUGAUGUGGAGAAAUGUGAAUUAAAAUAUUCGAUCCAUUUCGCCGCUCAGAAAGAUGAUUACGUCGAAUUUGAAAACUUGUUGAGCAGUCCGGCCGCAAAAUUUGACUUUGAAGGGAGUGAUUGUCAAGGAAUGACGAUACUUCAUCGAUUAAUUGCCAAACAUCAUGCCGACAAUGUCCAAGUUAUCAAACGAAUGGAAGAAGUAAUUUCUUGGUUCGUUAGCACAUUUAUGAAGUCGAGUCCGGCGCUAAAAACUUGCGUCAAUAAGCAAGAUAGCGACCACAAGACUGCGCUACAUUACGCGGCAAGUUUGAACUUACAUGGCGUAAUAGAACUAUUGCUACUUUGGGGAGCAGACCCAUCAAUGCAGGAUGGCGAUGGGGCGACCCCACUACAUGUGGUAUCAAUGGCUCGAGCCGAGGCGGACGAAAAGCUUCGUCAAAAGGCAAAUCCAUUAACCUGUGCGAAACAAUUGAUGGACGCUAUGCCGUUCAAGGACAUUGCAGACAACGAGGGCAGAACAUCACUCGAAGUGGCUGUCACCAUGGGAUGGAAUCCGCGACUUGUCCAACUUUUGCUUGACAAUGGGUGUAGUCCAUGCCCGGAAAUUUAUGACAAAAAAUCUGGACCAUUCAGGCGACCAAUUUUACAUCACGCCAUAGAUAACUGUUAUGACGAAGACGUCGAAAACGUCGACUGUGUUCGUAACCUUAUAAAAGCAAUGACAAAGGAAGAGCUAAAUUUAAAGUCUGAGCGCGAACCGAAAUGGUUGGGGCGAAGUGCGAUCCACAUGGCGGCGUAUGACCUGUCUCCUAAUGUGUUAAAGGCUCUAAUGGAACGCGACGAAACGGACGUUCUUGCCGUGGACGACUCUGCCGAGAAGCGUACGACUCUGCACAUUCUGGCGAAUUUGGGUUGGAAUGCGGGAACCGGGGAGUGCGUGGAAGUUCUACUGGAUAAGAAGGGGAAAAUCCGCCCAUCUUUUGGGGAAGGUGCGAAACAACAAUUUUUCGAGAUGAAGGAUGCCAAUGGAGAAACCGCGCUGGAUAUUUCGAUCCGACGAGAUUCUGCGCCAUUGUCGAAAGCUUUUAUACAGAAUGCGCCGUACUAUGCGCCAAGCAUCUGGAUGGACAGAGAUUUGAUGGAGAAAAUAUAUCACAAAGUUCCCGAAGCGUUACUACCCGUGAUGGAGGAAUAUAUUAACUUUGACAAUAAAAACUAUGAGGCAAACGAUGAGACAUUUACGGCUCAUAUCGGACCAAUAACCGGGUUUAACGAAAAUGUUUAUGAGGAUGACCAAUUCCCAGAUCAUUUUGUGAGAGAGACGGAUUUGCUCGCGAUAAUGAUGGAUUCUCCAUUUGUGAAGGAAUCCGAGACAGCAAACAUGCUGCAAUGCCCACUUUUGAGGGUUUUCAUCAUGGAAAAGUGGAAACUGUUGCGACCAAUGUUUUGGAUCGGCCUCUUCAUUAAGAUUUUCUGGAUAGUUUUGUACCUGUAUUUUGUCAUCGAUGUAUUUUGGAUUCAAUUUCCAUACGAGGGAAAGCCAACCACCAGCGAACAAAACCUCAAUUUUGUUCAGCUCUUUUGUGCCAUUUUGAUCAUAUCCAUGACAAGUUUGCUCUCCACGGGAAGAAUCGUCGUCUCAAUUUUGUCGAUCGGGAUCAAAAAAGCGUUGGAUUUUUAUGUCGUGAUCCACCUCGUUUUUAGCGUUUUUACCUGCACGGUGAUCAUCCUCGUGUGUGUUAAUGGGGUACAGGAGUGGAGUUACGUCGCCACAGCGAUUAACAUAAUCUUCGCAUCCUUCCUGGGAAUGUGGGAGUUACGAAACGUUCCCGUGAUUGGGAUUUAUGCCGAUGUUUUUUUCACGGCCACUAAAAAUUUGAUCCGGUUAAUGAUUGCGUUCACCCCACUUUUUGUGGGAUUCACUAUUGCCAUUAGUCUCAUGCUGCGAGGGGACAAGAAUUUUCCAGAAUUGCACUGGAAUUUCGUCAAAAUGUUAGUCAUGAUGUUGGGCGAGAUUAAUUUUAACGACUUGUUCUACGGAUCGGACCCUCAGUCACCGUUUAGGACGUUUUCUAUCCUGAUGAUGGCCCUGUUCGUGGUCACCGUGCCCAUCGUCAUGUUCAAUUUGCUGCUCGGAUUUACGAUAAGUGAUGUCCAGGCACUCGAAUCUGAGAGUGAGAACAAAGUGUUGCUGUCCCAACUGGAAGAAAUAAUCCUGCUCGAGAGACUCGUCCUGUCACGUGGUGCGCAAAAAUUGUUGCCACAGCGACUACUCUGGAAGGCCAUGCUGGCGACGAGAAAAUGGACUACAGAAUCGGAGUAUUUUGGACAGAAAUUGGAAAUCGAGACGCCAAUGGAACAAUUGCCGAGCAAUUUGAAAAUAAAAAUUUUGCACGUGGCGAAUAUACGGAAAAGCAAGAAAGAGAAUAAUUAAUUAAUCGAGAGAUAAUUAAUUCGAGUGGUGUAAAGUAUGUACAUAAAACUAAAAUAAUAUAAAAAUAUAUAUCUAAUAUGUAAUUAAUAUGAUAUUUUGAAUUAUACACACUUAAAUA
Molecule: messenger RNA, 2936 nt
Organism: Folsomia candida
Lineage: Eukaryota; Metazoa; Arthropoda; Collembola; Entomobryomorpha; Isotomidae
Product: transient receptor potential channel pyrexia
Exons: 13
Coding region: 239-2818 (859 amino acids)
Molecular function (GO): protein binding
Source: RefSeq, a predicted model, not a curated record